This is a messenger RNA of Aspergillus affinis, 318 nucleotides long. RefSeq names its product putative quinol monooxygenase. The coding region runs from base 1 to 318 and encodes 105 amino acids. The transcript has 3 exons. Lineage: Eukaryota; Fungi; Ascomycota; Eurotiomycetes; Eurotiales; Aspergillaceae. The record is from RefSeq and is a predicted model, not a curated record.
AUGCCCGCCAUCUACAGUAUCGUGAAGCUGGUUCCUCAGCCCGAUAGAUUCGACCAGGUCGUCGAAGCCUUCAAGACUCUGGUCCAGUACAUCGAGACUCAGGAGUCAGGCACCCAGAUCUACUUUGCCGUGCAGCCUAGCGGAUCGAAGGAGCUGGUUUUUGUUGAGAAAUAUAAGGAUGAAGAGAGCCUGAAGGCUCACGCUUCGUCGCCUGCGUUCAAACAAUUCUCUAAGGCGAUUGGAGGUGCUUUGGCACAGAAACCGGAGAUCAAGCCUGCCGGGCUGAUUGGUGGAUUCGAGGGACGGACGAAAUUGUAG